AUGUCAAAAUUAGAAAAACUUUUGUCAGUCCGUAAACGAGCUCUUGGAGACCUCGACCAUCAUGUGGCCGAAAUAAAAAAAUUCAAUGAGCAAAGCAACACGACAGCCGUUGCCUUUCGCACCGUUGCCUUGGAAAAGGCAUUCAGAGAGUUUGCCGAAUCAAACGACGAACUGGAAAAAAUGUCAGCCUAUCAUGAGAUCCAGCAAUUGGACGACUUAAAUUCCGAAAAUCGCAAGGUACAGGACAAGUACCUGGAAAUCAAAUUGCAUAUUGCCACAAUUCUGCCCAAUGAUGAAAAUACAUUAAACUCUACCUUCUAUCCAUCCCCCCGCGAACGAUCAGCAGAAAAUGCGGAAUAUUCAGGUGAAAAGGCAACUGGCAUCAAAAUGCCAGCAAUUCAAUUGACUCCUUUCGACGGUGACUACGAAAAAUGGCCUGAAUUUCGAGACAUGUUCACCUCUUUAAUGAAUAAAUAUCGUGGCGAUGAUGUGGAAAAAUUGACUCAUCUAAAAAAUUAUUUGAAAGGUCCCGCUUUUGAAGCCGUAAAAUACUUAGGUCUUGAAAACGGCAACUACGAUGCAGCAUGGGAUGAGCUGAAAAUCUCGUUUGAAAAUAAAAGCGCUAUUAUCGACGCAAACCUUCGAAAAUUCACAGAGAUACCAUUUAUUACUUCGGCCUCUGUACAAUCAGUACGACACGCACUUUCCACUACACGCAGUUGUUUGUCAAUGAUCAAACGAUUUGAUAUAUUGACGGAUACGUGGGAUCCAAUCAUGGUCUUUCUUCUAAAAGAAAAAUUGAGCCCAGAAUUACGCACCAAAUGGGAGGAAGAAAGAAAAGGUUCAUUCGAACCAGCUUCGCUAAAAACCUUCUACAAUUUCUUGGAAAUAAGAGCAAAGGUCUUAUUGGCUAUGCCACCACGAAAACCAUACCAAAAAUCGACACCAGUCAUUAAACCACCGGUAAAAACGUUUACCUUGACUAAAGGUGAAUCCAUAGAAACGCCAGGCAACGACGAUCUAAGUCACGAAGAAGAUUUAGCUUCCGCAAUAAGUGCCGAUGAUACUGAUGCAAUGUUUAUGAUCAACAAUCGUAAGACAGAAAAAUGUAAUGUUUGCAAUGAGAAUCAUCGUACAUUUCAUUGCCCGAAAUUGACAACCAAUUCAAAGGAAGCGCUGAAACUCGUCAAUGAGUUAAAGUUAUGCAUAAACUGUUUAUACAAACAUGAAAGUUCAGCUUGCACAUCAAAAUUCGUUUGCCGAACUUGUGCCAAAAAUCACAAUUCAUUACUUCACGAUGCACUCACGGCAUCUACUGCUCAGCAAGUCCUGACAAUCGAUGUGAAUAAAAACACUUGGUCGAAGGGACAUUCGAAACGAGCACUCUUGGCCACAGCUCUGGUUCCAAUAAAAUCAAAACAUGGAGAAGUGGUGCUACGGGCAUUAAUUGAUCAAGGAUCAACCACGAAUGUAUUGAGCGAAAGAGGCGCACAGCUCAUCAACUGUUCUCGAAAGAAAAUUAUGGAAAUUCCAAUGCUUGGUCUAGGAGGAGUGCAAACAGGAAAAUCAAAUUUCAAGACAUCAAUUGUUAUUGGUUCAUUGUAUGAAAAAUCCUUCAAUCUGUCGAUCGAUGCAUAUAUCACAGCUCAUAUCACGACAAUCCGACCAAUUUCAGCAGAAACCAUGGCAUCUUGGUCCCAUUUAAAUAGCAUCCAACUCGCAGAUCCCGAUUUUGCCGAAAAUAAAGCAAUUGAUCUUCUGAUUGGCACACAAACAUUUGGCGAAAUCAUUGAAAGUGGCUUGAUUAAAGGUCAACAAAACGAGCCAAUUGCACAGAAAACUAAAUUGGGUUGGAUCACAUCGGGUUCAUACAAAGCAAACACUACAAGCGAAUUGAUUCAAUGCCUCGAAAUGGCCGAAGAAGACGAGGUCAUUUAUACAAAUAUCUUAACCGACGAAAAUUUGUCGGAACAACUCAAAGCGUUCUGGGAAAUUGAGGAGAUAAACGCAAAAAAAUUAUGGUCUGAGGCCGAUCAAGAAUGUGAGACCAGGUUUAUUGAAACAAUCUCUCGACAUGAUGAUGGCAAACUGAUUAUGCGAUUACCAUUCAAUCACGAUACAAGCUCCGUAGAUUUUUUAGGUGAAUCAUUUGAAAGAGCAAAAUCUCGUUUCUUUCAAUUAGAAAAACGAUUCGCCAGAAAUGAAGCAUUGAAAAUAGAAUAUACAAAAUGCAUUGAGGAGUAUAUCGCGCUGGGUCACGCAAUUGAAGUUCCCAUGGAAAAUUAUUGUCACGCCAUCCCUCACCACGCAGUCUUUAAAGAAAGUAGUACAACCACCAAACUACGAGUGGUAUUUGAUGCCUCAGCAAAAACAUCAAAUGGCUAUUCGCUUAAUGAUAGAUUACAUAUCGGACCCACCAUUUUAGAAGACAUAUGGGCAGUUUUACUUCGUUGGCGAUUGAAAAGAAUUGCGCUAACUGCCGACAUCGAGAAGAUGUACAGGCAAUUUUGGGUCCACCCAGAGGAUACAAAAUUUCAACAAAUCCUUUGGCGAUCUAAUUCAAACGAACCAAUAAGAUUGUAUGAGCUACAAACAGUAACCUUUGGGGAAGCACCCGCUCCAUUUUUGGCAAUACGCGGUCUUCAUUACAUUGCAGAUGAAAUUAGCACGAAACAACCUGAAGUCGCUCAAGUAAUCAAAAAGAACUUCUAUGUCGAUGACGGCCUCCCAUCUGUAGACACGAUUGAGCAAGCCAACGAUUUACAAACAAACCUGACAGAGGUUUUCUCACAGUAUGGUUUACCUUUACGUAAAUGGCACUCAAAUAUUUCUGCUUCCCAAAGCGAACGAUUGAUAGAAGUGAAAACACACCCACAGAACUCAUGCACCGCACUUGGACUACAAUGGAAUACGUGCACUGACGAAAUUAGUUUCAAAAUCACACUCAAAAAAGAUGUGAAAAGUAUUACAAAAAGAACAGUCUUAUCAGAAAUUGCGUCGUUAUUCGAUCCGUUAGGAUUAUUGGCACCAUUGAUUAUGCCAGCAAAAAUGUUUAUGCGUCAACUCUGGCUAGAACAAGUUGGUUGGGAUGACAGUUUAUCAGAUACUCGAAAGCAAGAAUGGGCCUUGAUUAGAGCUUCAUUAUUACGGUGUUCAACGAUUCGAGUGAUGCGUUGGAGUGGGUACCAUACUAACCACAAACAUGUAUCACUUCACGGUUUUUGCGACGCAUCCGAACAAGCGUAUGAUGCUGUACUAUACCUGCGUACAGUGUUAGAAAAUGGAACAAUUGAAGUGCAUCUAAUCACGGCUAAAACCAAAAUUGCCCCAUUGAAAAAAUUGUCGAUACCACGACUAGAGCUCUGUGCUGCGUCAUUAUUGACAAAAUUAAUGGAAAAAUUUAUUAAAACUAUUGAAAUCCCAGAUUUGAAACCAUAUGCUUGGACCGAUUCAGCAAUCGUCUUAGCUUGGUUAUCAACACCACCAUGUAAGCUGAAACCAUUCGUUUCUCACCGUGUGUCGGACAUACAAGACAAAAUUAAACCAGAUUGCUGGAGAUAUGUUAAAUCCACAAUGAAUCCCGCCGAUUAUGCAACACGUGAAAAAUUUGCAAAUGAGAUUGUCUCCCUCACACAUUGGUGGAAUGGUCCAUCUUUUUUAGCCGAGGAACAAGACAAAUGGCCAGUCACACCUUCUCACAUGAUUUCAAUGAAGAAUAUGCCGGAACUGCGUCCAAAAAUACUACAUCAACAAGAGACAAAACAACAGGAGCCACUAGUCGAAAGCCCUAUCCUUACUAGAUACUCAUUUUUAGGACAUCUAUUACGUGUGACGGCAUAUAUCGCUCGUUGGUUGAAACGAAAUCGAAUGCAUCGAUCAAAACAAGGUAUCACCGCCGAAGAGUUAUUUGCGGCUAAACAAAUUUGGAUUAGAUAUGUCCAACAAUUGCAUUUCAGUCAGGAAAUUAAUCACAUCCGAGCAGGAAAAUCGCUUAAUGCUCGAGAUUCAUUGUUGUCACUUAACCCAUUUAUAGAUGAACAUGGUAUUCUGCGAGUAAAAGGAAGAUUGCGAAAUGCUCUCCUGCCUCAUAAUACCAAAUAUCCUGCAAUCUUACCAGUAUCAAGUCAUUUCACUAGAUUAAUCAUUCGCCAAGCCCAUUUUAAGGUCCUUCACGGUGGAUUACAAUUGACGUUACGAACAGUUCGUGAAGAAGUUUGGAUUGUUCGCGGGAAAGAAGAGGUUAAACGCCAACUGAAUAAAUGUAUGACAUGUUUCCGUGAUCGAUGCCGACCAGCACAACAACAAAUGGCUGAUCUCUUGCCUCCGCAAGUCCAACCCAAUCGCCCAUUCAGUCAUACAGGUGUGGAUUUUGCUGGGUUCUUUGAAAUUAAGCUUUCAACAAAAAGAAAUGCUGGAACAACGAAAUGUUAUAUUUCACUGUUCGUUUGCCUCACGACAAAGGCCAUACAUUUAGAAAUUGCUCACGACCUAUCAACACAAGCUUUCAUAUCGGCAUUGAACCGUUUCGUUUCACGUCGUGGCAUCCCGAACGAUAUGUUCAGCGAUCGAGGAACUAAUUUCAUAGGGACUGCGAAUGAACUACCCCAAUUAUGGUAUCAAGAAGCAUCCAAAGAAAGCCAAUUGAUCCAAAAAGCUUGUGCAGAUCAUGGAAUUUCUUGGCAUUUCAAUCCCGCUCGGGCAAGCCAUUUUGGAGGCAUAUGGGAAGCUGGGGUUAAAUCAGUCAAAACACACCUUCAUCGCAUCUUGAAAGACACAAAAUUGAUUUACGAAGAUUUCAAUACAGUGCUAAUACAAAUUGAAGCGUGUCUCAACUCCCGACCAUUGUGUCCGCUGAGUGAACACCCCGACGAUUUAGAAGCUUUAACUCCUGGGCAUUUUUUAAUUGGACAAGCUCUGACAACCCUACCUCAUCCCAGCGUUGAGCACAUUCCGAUGAGUCGGUUAUCUAGGUAUCAGGCCUUGCAACGCAUGACACAAACUUUCUGGGUUUGUUGGUCUCAUGAAUACUUGGUUAAGCUACAACAACGACCGAAAUGGAAAAAACCACACGCUAAUCUAGGGGUCGGACAACUGGUGAUUAUCAAAGAAGAUAACAUUCCUCCAACAAAAUGGGUAUUAGGACGUAUCUUGAAAACUUACCCCGGAAAAGAUCAACUGGUCCGAUGUGCCGAAGUAAAAUGUCGAAAUACGAUAGUUAGUCGACCAAUACACAAACUUUGCCCAUUACCGAUCGACGAUAAUUUAGCUAAAUAUGAGCGCUUGAUAAACGAUCAAUCGCUCAUCCCCGGGGAGAAUGUUGAUGUGAAAUCAACAAAUUAA
Molecule: messenger RNA, 5340 nt
Organism: Sitodiplosis mosellana (orange wheat blossom midge)
Lineage: Eukaryota; Metazoa; Arthropoda; Insecta; Diptera; Cecidomyiidae
Exons: 1
Coding region: 1-5340 (1779 amino acids)
Biological process (GO): DNA integration
Molecular function (GO): nucleic acid binding
Source: RefSeq, a predicted model, not a curated record